GGACUGGCGGAAAUCAGUUCGGAAAUGAAGCAUCUGGCAGAAAAAGCUCACCAAAAUAAGUUGAAGCCACAAGAAUAUAUUGGCGGUACGUUCACAGUAUCGAAUCUGGGUAUGUUUGGAAGCAUACACCACUUUACUGCAAUCAUCAAUCCGCCACAUUCGUGUAUUUUGGCCGUCGGCGGCUCAGGCCCGAAAGUUGUUCCCGAUGGUGAAAAUGGGUUCAAAGCAAAGACAACGUUAUUCGUUACGAUGUCUUGUGAUCAUCGUGUUGUGGACGGUGGUGUGGGAGCCAUAUGGCUAAAGUUUUUCAAGGAUUACAUGGAGAAGCCGGAAACGAUGCUCCUGUAA
This is a messenger RNA of Gongylonema pulchrum, 348 nucleotides long. The record is from the annotation of a GenBank genome assembly. NCBI's taxonomy places the organism in Eukaryota, Metazoa, Nematoda, Chromadorea, Rhabditida, Gongylonematidae.